Toxorhynchites rutilus septentrionalis is the source of this 4617-nucleotide messenger RNA. It is a transcript of the gene Pgant9, whose product is annotated as putative polypeptide N-acetylgalactosaminyltransferase 9. NCBI's taxonomy places the organism in Eukaryota, Metazoa, Arthropoda, Insecta, Diptera, Culicidae. The transcript is spliced from 11 exons. Bases 1030 to 2985 code for a protein of 651 amino acids. Gene Ontology annotation, cellular component: Golgi apparatus. The record is from RefSeq and is a predicted model, not a curated record.
ACUUGUCCGAUGCAGACGCCAGUCGCAAUCGGGUUCUCUGCACGGUCGCUAACGCUUUUUGGUUCGAGCAGGUGAAAAGCAGCGCGUCGCGACGACGGAUUUCCUCUGUCCUGAUACAGCAGAAAGAAGAAAAGAACCAACCAAAAAUUGUCGUCGUCGCUUUAACAGUGGAUGCUAUGAUCUGACCGCACAACUUGUUCUGUUCGUAUUUUUUUUGUGAUUCGCGAGUGUGACAAUUCAGGACUUCUUCGGCCUACUUGAUUGUGGAGAAAUCACGUUCCUAUCGAUUUUCUUUAGCUAAUAAAUACAUGCCGCAUAUUGCUGCCGAAGAGAGUGUAUGUGUACCGUGCGAAAAAUUAUGAUGAUUGUAUAAACAACAUUUUUUAGAAAUAAAUAUCAACAACACAUAUCGACAAGCGUAGAGAAAUAUCAAUUACAAAAUUACGACAAAGUUAGCGGAGGCUGUGACAGCAAGCAAAUCAAAAAGAGGAAGAAGAGAGCGAGUGAUCUGUGUGCUUAAGUUUAUCUGUGUGUUUGCCCGCAAAUAACGUGCCCAAUGCCUUUAUCCGCUGGUGUUGAAUUACGCUGAAGGUGGUGCUAAAUGUCAAUCGAGUAGGCCGCGCCAUCCCCGACAGUAAACAACUGCUGCAGUCCACGAUUCCACUGAAACAGAUGUGACUGUCGUCGUUUUGCGGAGUGGAUUUUGGGCAGCGUCCAGAUAAAAGUACAAGUACAAGAAAUCAAAUUGCACAUAUCAUCAGCUGAUCAGUAGACACGAAGCCUCGCGCAAUCUGGAAGAUGCAACAGUGUUAGCUCAUAUCAGCGCAAUCGUGGAGAAAGAGUCGAGCAAGAGUUCAAUCCAUCACGAACGACAGAAUGAUCUUCUCCACGUGAAGCAGGUCGCAAGUUUUUGGGAAGACCACAACCAAGUUGGAUGUCGUUCUAGAAGUGAUCGCGGUGUAGAGCAGUAGCAGUGUACAUUUAGGCGAAAAGUAGGAUUACAUUAAGAUACACAGAAAAUUCAACAAGAUGGGACUGAUAGGCAGGCGGAGAUCGUCCUUCCUCAAGAUCAUCGCUCUGUUGGGGGUGAUAUGGUUCAUGGUUGUGUUCGUUAUGUACUCGGAUGAUGGAAGUGGAAGCAGUAGUCGAUCCGGGGCACUGUCAGGAUCCGAUGGAAGCGCGGGAAGUGCAUACGAAGCUCCACAGCGGUUACCUCUGCAGGGGAUACGUGACAAGUUCAACCAGUUUAUCAUUAACGCCCGGGAGGAUGCCAAUAGGGAUGAGCUGAGUCAGAAUAAGGCGGUGGUCGAUUAUGUGGAUAAUAAUGUUGAUCAGGACGGAGCUGUCCCGGUACGAGUAGUGGAGAAGGAAACGCAACGAAAAGUGCCACCGAAGAGUAAGAAGCGAAAUGAUAAUGCAGACUUCGAAGGAGUCAUCGCUCCCCCCAACGAGGAUAGCCCGGACUCGCCCGGUGCGAUGGGUAAACCUGUGGUUCUCCCGAAAGACAUGUCACCGGAGAUGAAGAAAGCGGUGGACGACGGCUGGUCAAAGAAUGCGUUCAACCAAUACGCUGCCGAUCUGAUCUCGAUCCGUCGCAGCCUGCCCGAUCCGCGGGACGCUUGGUGCAAAGAGCCAGGGCGCUAUAUGACCGAUCUACCCGCGACUUCCGUUAUCAUCUGCUUCCACAACGAGGCCUGGUCCGUGCUGCUGAGGACGGUGCAUUCCGUGCUGGAUCGCUCGCCAGAUCAUCUGGUCAAGGAGGUGGUUCUGGUGGAUGACUUUUCCGAUAUGCCCCACACCCAAAAACAGCUGGAAGAUUACUUCGAAGCGUAUCCAAAGGUGAAGAUUGUGAGAGCUCCCAAACGUGAGGGAUUGAUUCGGGCCCGAUUACUGGGUGCUCGGUAUGCCACCGCUCCAGUGCUGACGUAUUUGGAUUCCCAUUGCGAAUGUACCACCGGAUGGUUGGAGCCUCUGUUGGACCGAAUUGCAAGAAACUCCACAACGGUUGUCUGUCCAGUGAUUGACGUGAUCGAUGAUAACACAAUGGAAUAUCACUACCGUGAUUCGGGUGGUGUUAAUGUUGGAGGGUUUGACUGGAAUCUGCAGUUCAACUGGCACGCCGUGCCGGAGAAGGAAAAGAAACGUCACAAGAGCACUGCUGAACCCGUGUGGUCGCCAACGAUGGCGGGUGGUUUGUUUUCCAUCGAUAAGGAGUUCUUUGAACGCCUCGGAACGUACGAUUCCGGAUUCGACAUCUGGGGUGGGGAGAAUUUGGAGCUUUCCUUCAAAACAUGGAUGUGUGGUGGAACGCUGGAAAUCGUCCCUUGCUCCCACGUUGGUCACAUAUUCCGGAAACGAUCUCCGUAUAAGUGGCGAACGGGUGUGAAUGUCAUCAAGCGGAACUCCGUUCGACUGGCAGAGGUCUGGCUGGAUGAAUACGCCAAGUAUUACUAUCAACGAAUCGGCAAUGACAAGGGUGACUACGGGGACGUAACAUCACGGAAACAGCUCCGUGAAGAGCUUGGUUGCAAAUCUUUCCGGUGGUAUUUGGACAACAUUUUCCCCGAGUUGUUCAUUCCGGGAGAAGCAGUCGCUUCUGGAGAGGUAAGGAACAUGGGAUAUGGCAAUCGUACCUGUCUGGAUGCUCCCGGAGGCAAAAAGAACCUUAAGAAGGCUGCAGGGCUCUAUCCCUGCCACAAUCAAGGCGGAAACCAAUACUGGAUGCUGAGUAAAACGGGUGAAAUCCGCCGUGAUGAGGCCUGUCUGGAUUAUGCCGGCCAGGAUGUGAUACUGUAUCCGUGCCACGGCUCCAAGGGUAACCAGUUCUGGAACUACUCGCCAAGCUCGCGUCUACUGAGACACGGUUCCUCGGACAAAUGUCUGGCCAUCAAUGAGAGCAAGCAGAAGCUGAUAAUGGCGGACUGCGAUGCGGCAGUCGAGGCGCAAAAGUGGAUAUUCCAAAACUACGAUCCUAGCAAGUUGUGAGAUGUCACAACGGCACGCGCGACGGAAAGCAGUAGGCUGGUUUAAUUAUUUUAGUAACAGAAGAGUUUAUUCUCCUCGAGUUGAAACGCCGAAAUGCGUUAAUUCCAAUCGUAUAACUAGUUGAAUGAUUUUAAUGUGAUUUUUUACGGUAAAUUAUUGUUUUGAUAAGACCGACACGUCUCGGAGUUCGAGGCAAGUACCAAAAACUGUUUUCCAUUGCAUUUCACUCCCGGAGCGGUGGUUCACCGGGAACUCCUUAGCGCUCAAAAGCAACAAGAUGUAAACUGCCAUAUCUUUCCGGCUAUAUAAGCCAAAAGUGGAUCACAAUUCUCCUGCAAUCCCUCAGUUGUUUCCUCUUUGUUUGCCCGUGCCCCUGAACUGAACACGAUAGAUUUCAUGAUUUCAUGAACCGCAAGGCAGACUAUGGGCUUCUCGUUCCUACUUCUGCGCUUGGUUCUUUUCCUCAUCUAUCAAGAAUCAUUCGUGUGCCGAAGUGAACAAAUAGGUGAACGAACAAACCCACAAAUAAAAUCGAUUGCUCAAACAAGUAGAACCUUCGCUAUUUCCAAAUCAACAAACUACGUACAUUCCAACAGCACAGAACCAACAUCACAUAAGUGAAAUCAACAAAACAAUCGAACCAGAAUUAAAGCAUACAACUAUAAUAAGAACAGUAACAGCCGCUGGAAGCGAAACUGUGAGUGGUUCAAAAACAUAUCAAGAAACGACAUUCAGAGAAAGAAAGUUUGCCAUACAAGAACUUAUCCUUCUGCGUUUCCAUUAGUUUUUACUCUACAAUUUGUACUAAGGUUAUCACACACAAACAAAACGAAACAUCAUCAUCAACAACAAGAAGAUAAAAAAACAAAUCUACAUAUCUAUCAGAGAGAUAAUCUUCCCGUUAUUAUUAGUUUUACGAAACAAAUCUACUACGAAAGACUAUGAAAACUGUUUACUUAUACUAAUUUCUAGAAUUACUAUACUGUCAAAUAGGAAAAAGUGACGCCGUGGUUUUCAUUUCCACAUUGUCCGGAGGGGGAGAGCGCAUUUUCUCGUUUGUGAUGACGAUAGCGGAAUGAGAACAGUAAACCCAUAAUCAAUGUGAACAUUUUUUGUUUAUUAAAAAGGAUGCCCGAGAGAAUGAAUGAAUUUUGAAUUGCGUGUGAUCGACCCGAUUCCGAAUGAGUGAGCGUAUUUCUACAUGUGCCUUGUAAAUUAUUAUCACAAAUAAUUCAGUACGAUUAGACAGAAGCGAGAGAGAAUAAAAAAAAAAUGGAUAGCGACUAAUGUGAGGCAAAAGGAAGAAAACCACAAUACACACAUACGUUAUUUUAACGAAAAUGAGAGAAAAAAGUCGGAAAAAUAGUAAAUAGUAAUGCGUUGUUCUUACUGUGGUUAUAUUAUUAUGAUUAUACAAGCUAAGAUGAAAUCAAUUAACUGACAUUUCUGGCAUAGUCUUAUUAUACCUUUGAUAAGAAACGAGAUUGGUGGUGUAAAUACAACAUAUCUCCAAACAAGGAAAACUCUCAACUUUGUGAAACUUUCCGCUGCAAUAAUAAGAAUAUAUAUGAGAAGAAACACGUUAGACGAUAAUGAUACAAAUGUAGAAUAAACAUUAUAAAAUAUGAAAAA